Molecule: messenger RNA, 676 nt
Organism: Truncatella angustata
Lineage: Eukaryota; Fungi; Ascomycota; Sordariomycetes; Amphisphaeriales; Sporocadaceae
Product: 30S ribosomal protein S9
Exons: 3
Coding region: 1-435 (144 amino acids)
Biological process (GO): translation; maturation of SSU-rRNA from tricistronic rRNA transcript (SSU-rRNA, 5.8S rRNA, LSU-rRNA)
Cellular component (GO): cytosolic small ribosomal subunit; ribosome
Molecular function (GO): structural constituent of ribosome; RNA binding
Source: RefSeq, a predicted model, not a curated record
AUGGCUCCUACCACCCAGAGCGUUCAAUGCUUCGGCAAGAAGAAGACGGCUACUGCUGUCGCCCACGUCAAGUCUGGCCAAGGCCUCAUCAAGGUCAACGGCCGUCCUCUCUCCCUGGUUCAGCCUGAGAUCCUCAGAUUCAAGGUCUACGAGCCUCUCCUCGUCAUCGGCCUCGACAAGUUCGCUGGUGUUGACAUCCGCGUCCGCGUCGCCGGUGGUGGUCACACUUCCCAGAUCUACGCCAUCCGUCAGGCUAUCGCCAAGGGCCUGAUCGCCUACUACCAGAAGUUCGUGGACGAGCACUCCAAGAACACCCUCAAGGCUGCCUUCGCGCAGUACGACCGUACCCUCCUCGUUGCCGACAACCGUCGCUGCGAGCCCAAGAAGUUCGGUGGUAAGGGUGCCCGUUCCAGAUUCCAGAAGUCUUACCGUUAAACGGUUUGCUUCUUGGUGUAUCUGGUGGUGCUGUUGUCUGCUGGGGAUGGAGGGACACGGCCGACUGCUUGUUUAUCCCCCGGCAUAAAAGGGAAAGCUGGAUGGAAUCCAAACCGGUCGUGCUGGACGUGAUGAAGGAACGACGCAUGGGUAAUCUUUCUAUGGCUCCACAGCGGAAACGGACGGCUACUAUUUUGCGUUUGGUCUCAACGGAGUCAAAAAGAGGAUCCUAUAUUUGACA